Ixodes scapularis (black-legged tick) is the source of this 936-nucleotide messenger RNA. RefSeq names its product putative lysosomal acid lipase/cholesteryl ester hydrolase. NCBI's taxonomy places the organism in Eukaryota, Metazoa, Arthropoda, Arachnida, Ixodida, Ixodidae. The record is from RefSeq and is a predicted model, not a curated record. Gene Ontology annotation, biological process: lipid metabolic process.
GAGUACUUGGUAGUGAGUAAGGGGUACCCUUUCGAACGUCAUCGAGUGCUGACGGACGACGGAUUUGUGCUGGAGAUGCACCGGAUACCUCGGGGUAGGCUCCCCUGUCACGGGGACACCUGCCACCGGGAGCCCGUGUUCGUGAUGGCCGGUCUCGGCAUGGACUCCACGACGCUGGUCCUGGACUUUCCAGGACAGUCUUUAGGCUUUGUUCUGGCCGACAACGGCUACGACGUGUGGAUGGGGAACACGAGGGGAGGCACCUUCGGGAAGCUGCACGUCAACAUGACGCCAAAGUCUAAGAGCUUCUGGAACUUCUCGUUCCACGAGCACGGAGUGUACGACGCGCCUGCGCAGAUCGAUCGCGUCUUGGACAAGACGCGACGCGACUGUCUGCUCUACGUCGGCUUCUCCCAGGGGAGCCUCAUGUUCUUCGUCAUGGUGUCGCAAAGACCCGAGUACGACGCCAAGGUGAAGGCUUUCGCGGGCUUGGCGCCUUUCAGGAAGUUUAGCCACUCUUCACUGGCUGUCAUCAGACCUUCCAGCGUCGUCGAAAAACUGCUUAAAGCUGCCCGGUCGGCCCAUCUGGAGAGGCUGGGCUCGGGCGGGGUCUUGUCGGCAUACCUGUCCCGCGUCGUGUGCUCCCUGCCCGCCAGGACACUGUGUGGGGCCGAGGAAGACGCCGCCGCCAAUCUGGGCAGCAAGUACGUCAACACGACUCGGUACCCGGUCUACGUCUGCAGUGUUCCAGCUGGAACGUCGGUGAAGAACUUGCUCCAUUUCUGGCAGUUUAUUUCAUCGAAGAAAGCUCAGUUGUUUGACUAUGGACCAAAGCAAAACCGAAAAGUGUACGGUCAGGUGAGGAACGGGAACCUGCUUGCCUGUAAGGGUCACUCGAACCGCAAACAAUAUAGUUUUACGUUCGAGAAACAUUGA